UGCUAAGUUUUCCCACUGUUUUCGUUUGUCAUAUAUUUUCUUAUAACGUCUUAUAAAUGGCACAAAAAUACAGGACCAGUGGCUUCAGUGGCGUUGUGCUCACUAUAGUCCGGGUCCUUCUCAUCAUAACUCUCACCGUUUUAUUCCUUAUAAGCGGUUAUUAUUUUAUUAUAUCCAUCGAUGCCAUCGGCGAUGAUAUAGACGUCGCCAGAGAGACCCAUCUGACCCACGAUGACGACGGCCACCACUUGUUUGGUGUGACCAACUCGACCAGGAAGGAGGACCACAUCACUUCACUCAUCGUUUGGGUGGUCAUCACAAUGAUGGCCGCAAUCUUCUCGGCCGCCGGUAUUAUUGGCAGCAUUUGGAUCAACCCUUGUUUGGUGCUGUUCAGCGCUAUUAUGAUCCUAGUGUUUGCUUUGUCGGGAAUAUUCCUACCGGACAUCGGCCUAACACUGUCGGAUGUCUCAUCCAAUUAUCAUUUACUAGCUCUCGAGAUAGCGGUCAUAGUAUUAUCACUUUUAUUUGUCAUUAUAUUAAAUCGUUGGGGC
Messenger RNA from Oppiella nova, 551 nucleotides. Lineage: Eukaryota; Metazoa; Arthropoda; Arachnida; Sarcoptiformes; Oppiidae. The record is from the annotation of a GenBank genome assembly.